GCCCGCAGAGAGGCGGCGGCGAGGAGAUCACACCACCGCGUUCUGGCGCUCUGGUCCGGGCGGCUCCCGAACCCCCACUCCCAAGUGCAGGGACGACGCUGCCUCGCCGCAGGUGCAGCCCGGAGGCAGCUCGGAUGCAGAUCUGUGGAUCCAGAAUGGCAUCUGCAGUAGCUGAGAAGUAUUUCUAGGCUCUUGGCAGCAAUUUGAUCUGAAGAUGGCAUCCAGGGUGCUGUGGGGCAGCCUCAGCCUGCUCCGCCUGGUGUGGUGUCUCCUUCCACAGACAGGCUACAUACACCCAGAUGAGUUCUUCCAGUCACCUGAGGUCAUGGCAGGGGACAUCCUGGGCGUAGAAGCCACCCGACCCUGGGAGUUUCAUCCCAGCAGCUCCUGCCGCACAGUGGUCUUCCCACUGCUGACUUCCGGGUCUGCCUUCUGGCUGCUCAGGUUCUGGGAAGAAUUGGGACUGUGGCCUGGCCCAGUGAGUGGCUAUGUGCUGCUGGUGGGGCCUCGGCUCCUCCUCACUGCCCUCUCCUUUGCCCUGGACAUGGCUGUGUACCACCUGGCCCCACUGUGGAAGGCAGAACGCUGGAACGCCCUGGUCCUGCUCUCUGGUUCCUACGUCACCCUGGUCUUCUACACAAGGACUUUCUCCAAUGCCAUCGAGGGACUGCUCUUUGCAUGGCUGCUGGUACUGGUAUCCCCACAUGUAGUUUGGAGUUCUGCACCCAAGAAGCCUGUUCCCGGCCCAUGGUGGCACAGCUGGCUUCUCGGAGGCAUCGUGGCUGCUGGCUUCUUCAACCGGCCCACCUUUCUGGCCUUUGCUCUGGUCCCUCUCCUCCUCUGGGGCAUUUGUAGAGCCACAAACACUGCCUUCAAGUCACUGACCAGGGAAGCCUUGGGGAUCCUCCCCGGAGCGACCCUCACAGCAACAGUGUUUGUGGCUGUGGACAGUUGGUAUUUCUCCAGUCCAUCUAGAUCUAGUACCCUUGUCCUUACACCUGCCAACUUCUUGCACUACAACCUGGAUCCUCAAAACCUGGCGAGGCACGGCACACAUUUGCGGCUCACUCACCUGGCAGUCAAUGGCUUCCUGCUCUUUGGGAUGCUGCAUGUCCAGGCCUUGCAGGCUGGGUGGCAACAGCUGCAUGUCUGCCUUCAGGCCUUUGUACAGAUGGGCUUCCUGAGGGUGUUGGAUGCCCGGAGCCUGCUGUUCAGCCCCAGGUCUCAUCUCCUGCUCCUCUACUUCAUGCCCCUUGCCCUGCUGUCUGCUUUUAGCCACCAGGAGGCUCGGUUCCUGAUCCCCCUUCUGGUCCCCCUGGUCCUGCUUUGUAGUCCACAGACCCAACCUGUGUCCUGCAAGGGCACGCUGGUCCUCUUCAAUGCCCUGGGUGCCCUCUUCUUCGGCUGCCUGCACCAGGGGGGCCUAGUGCCUGGCCUGGAGCACCUGGAGCGAGUGGUUCAUGCACCUGUACUCCCAAGCGUACCCACUCACUACACACUCCUCUUCAGCCACACCUACAUGCCCCCCCGGCACCUCCUACACCUCCCAGGUCUGGGGUCACCUGUGAAAGUGGUGGACAUGGGUGGAACAGAGGAUCAGGUUCUGUGCCAAGCCCUGAACAACUUCACCAGACAACCAGCCUGCCAGGUGGCUGGUGGGCCGUGGCUCUGCCGCCUUUUUGUGGUGACCCCUGGCACCACCAGGCCUGCCAUGGAGAAGUGCAGCUUUCCCCUCAAGAGUGAGACACUUGUGUUUCCCCAUUUGACCCUAGAGGACCCACCAGCCCUGUCUUCUUUGCUGAGUGGGGCUUGGAGGGACCAUCUCAGCCUUCACAUCCUGGAGCUGGGGGAGAAGCCUGACAAUGUGACAGAGAACCCACUGCCAUAGGUGAAGGCAUCACUCCACUUCCCGUGUGGGCAGCUGGGCUGGGACAGAGCCCUGACUCUCUUCCUUUCAUUUCCCUUCCAGAACUCCUACUAUAGCCUCUCCUGUGCACAGCCCUUGGCUGCUUUACCUUCUGGGUAACCUGACACCCUUUCCCCCCAAAGACCAAAGAUCUGACCAGUCAUGGUCCUGAUGCCAAGGUCCCCAAAGAACCUAGUAUACCCAAUGGCCUCUAAGGUCGGUUCCUGCCCUAUUCCUUCAGGCCACUGUGAUGUUUUAAAUAUAUGAUAGCACCUGGCUGUGAAGAGAACGAUCUGCUAAUGACAUUCCCAAACGACCUCUAAACCUUCUAGGACGCCUUACUUCUUGCUGUCAUAACAACCCUUUGGCUUCCUAGACACCUAGAAGGAGGCAGUGUGGGGAUAUAGAGGGAGUAGGUAGCACAGAUUCAGGGGACCUGAGUUCUAGUCCCUGGUCUGCCACUCACUGGCUGUGUGAUCUUAAGAAAGUCCCUGCCUUUCACCCAGCCUCUGUUUCCCAACCUGCAGCACAUGCCCCUGGCUAGACAGGCAUGUCUCUCCCAAGGCUCUUAAGCAUAGCAUUGGGUUGUUGGUGUAUUUAAUUGCACUUUGGUGCCUCCUGUCUUCAUGUUUGGUUUUUUAUCAAAAAUAGCAGUUCUGGAAUAUUCCUCUCCACUCCCUUCUACUCUUGUCCCUGAAUGAUAGUGGGACAUUUUGGCAUCUCAUCCUUUAAGGAUUAUUCUCCCAGGUCAAGGGUCAUUCUCCCUUUAAGGGCCAU
Molossus molossus (Pallas's mastiff bat) is the source of this 2683-nucleotide messenger RNA. RefSeq names its product phosphatidylinositol glycan anchor biosynthesis class Z (gene PIGZ). Bases 215 to 1888 code for a protein of 557 amino acids. The transcript has 3 exons. Gene Ontology annotation, cellular component: endoplasmic reticulum membrane. Gene Ontology annotation, biological process: GPI anchor biosynthetic process. Gene Ontology annotation, molecular function: alpha-1,2-mannosyltransferase activity. The record is from RefSeq and is a predicted model, not a curated record. NCBI's taxonomy places the organism in Eukaryota, Metazoa, Chordata, Mammalia, Chiroptera, Molossidae.